AUGACGUACAUCGACUUAGCGAAAAGAGGCGGAAACGAAGCCAUUACCAUUAAUGCCCCCAAAGGCACGGAUUUCCACUUGACUUCUAGAGGUUCCGACUGGCUGUUUUCUGCGUUUUGUUUCUUCCUGGUGCUAGCGGGCCUUAUGAUCGGACUUUCGUUCACCAAGCCGUCACGUGAAAGAGUGUUCUACUUUACCGCAGUGGCCCCAACUCUGUUCAUGGCGCUCACGUAUUUCACGGUGGCCUCGGACCUUGGAUGGGUCGGCAUCAGGGCCAAGUACAACCACAUCAAAGUCAGCACCCAGACCGAAUUCCCAGGUGUCAGACAGAUUUUCUACGCCAGGUACGUUGGCUGGUUUUUGGCUCUCCCAUGGCCCAUCAUUCAAGUGGGACUUUUGUCUACCACCCCUUGGAUUCAAACCAUCUUCCACGUCGCUUUGACUGAAGUCUACGUCGUUUUCAUGCUGAUCGCUUCUCUCGUCGACUCGACUUACAAAUGGGGGUUCUUCUCGCUAGGAAUCGCCGCUUCCGUGUGUUGCUGCACUAGUUUGAUGAUCACUUCUCGUAACAUGGCCUUCAAGCUUGGUCAGGACGUUUUUACCUAUUUCAAUGGAAUUAUGGGUAUCAUUAUGGGUAUCUGGUGGAUCUACCCAAUCUGUUUCGGUCUUUCCGAAGGUGGUAACGUCAUUCAACCAAACUCCGAGGCUGUGUGGUACGGUAUCCUUGACUGUAUUUUGCUAGGUUUCCUACCUUGCUUGGUUAAUUUCCUAGCUAGCAGCGUGGGCCUUGAAAGAUUGCAAUUGCUUUCACAAGCCAACAACUUUAACGUCAUGCCUCAUGAAAAGUCCAUGAACUCAAUUGCCACUGCAAGACACUCUGGUGAAACCGCUGUGUCUCCAAAGAGUAACAAUUCUCCAGCUUAA
Messenger RNA from Lachancea mirantina, 924 nucleotides. The record is from the annotation of a GenBank genome assembly. Lineage: Eukaryota; Fungi; Ascomycota; Saccharomycetes; Saccharomycetales; Saccharomycetaceae.